UGUGAUUGUCCACGCGAGUUGGUUGGCGUUAAUCAAAAAAGGCAGUCGAUGAAACUCGCAUUAAGUGAUUAGCCGGUGAUGCGGCACGCUCGCUUGCGCCCCUCUCUAUCUAUGCCCACUAGUUGCCAACAAAGCCACCCUCCCUGUCUCUGGCAUUCAUUGUUUGAGCUGGACACGGGGCGCAUAUGCAACACACACACACUACGGCGUGGAUCAGAAUACAGAAAGCAAAGGGAUCAAUACAGCUAGCCGCUCUGCUCACUCGCUAUAACUUCUAUUAUUUUCGUCAUCCGCGCCCACUGCUAUCAGUCGCCAAGUAGGAUUCGCCCCGGAAGCACCAAAAUAAGGAAUCAGUUGAGGAGGAUAUUUAAUAAGAUUAAAUGUCGCUGGUCUCUCACUGCGUGGACACCUUUAUCAUGGAUCAGAAGAUCUCGGAACUGAUAGACAAAACGUUGCGAGCGGACCGAGGAAUCGUUGACUUUCGCAAAAUUGUCAACUCCGAUGCGAAAUUGGACCCAGCAGAAGUUCUCUUUAAAAUUUGCAAUGCGGACACCAUAAAGGAGGAAAAACGAUGUCUGUUCGCAAAAACGUUGCUCUACAAGUAUUCGCCAGAUGAAAGACACACUGUGACCAUGGCCUACCCCAUUCACCUGGUAGCGAAGAAAGGCCACUACAUGCUUUUAGCCGAGUUGCUGCACCACCCUGACCACCCAGCAAAUCCCCACGCUCUCACUGGCCACGGCGAGACAGCAAUUCACAGUGCUGUGCGAGGAGCAGCAGAGAGAAAAUCGAUCUGUGAUGACCUCGAGUACUCGGAGCACAUGGCAUACAAGUGCAUCCAGGUGCUGCUGGAAAAAAACUGCGAUCCACACGUCAGGGACAAUAUUUCAGACAAAUUCACGGCCGUCCACCUGGCGGCCAAGCACAAAUUGUGGAAAAUCGUGGAUUUGCUCCUGAGCCAGAACGUUAACGUUGAAGUAGCGAUUGGAGGCGACACGGCCAGGGAUUUGAUUAAGGUAAUUUACCCUGAGUGGAUGGAGUGCUAUGAAGGGUGCUCAGACAAGGACCAAGACUGCAGGGAUAGUUUGGUGUCCGCCUUGGAGAGCUCCAACAAGAGUGUGGAUGAAAAGGAGCAGUUCUUCAACAACUGGCUGGAAAGUAAUGCGCUGAAUCUCAAUGUCAAUGAGCCUUUCAAAGGCAGAUACACCUUACUGGAAUGCGCGAUAAGAAAUACGUUGCUUGAAGUGACACGGUGUCUGAUUGAGAAAAAAGCUGACCCGAAUCCCGCUAUUUUCACCGCCCUUGCAGCAGGAGAAAAGUACUUCGACCUUCUGAAAACAUCCGAGACCAAACUGAACCUGACAAAAAUUGUUCAGGGUAAAUGCAUGCAUACUGUCCUCCACAAGGCAGUGCUUGCGAAAAGCCCCAGCGUGAAUAUUGUAAAAUACCUUCUUGAGGAGGGUGAGCUCGGAAUGAAUUUCUUUCCCGAGUGGGUCAAUGCCCGGGACUACAAGGGUUGGACUGCCCUGCAUUAUGCCGCUAAACGGCACCUGAGCGACGUGGUAGCAAUAUUGCUGCAGUUCAAGGCGAACAUGUUUAUUUCCGACUCUUUCGGCCAGCCCGCCUUUUUACACAUGCGACCCGAGCAAAUUGAAGAGCACCUGAACGAGCAAGUGCGCCUGACAGAUGCGUCCCUGAUGGAUGACGACUACGGCGUAAUAUUCGACUUCAAUGUUCUUGCCAUCCCUCGGAGUUUGGACGGUCCAGAUGACAGCAAAAGUAAAAACAGUAAGGACGUUCAUGUUACUGUGACAAGCGAUGAGAAAAGCGAGGAAAUCACUUAUUAUCCUGAGGUAGAGCCAUUGAGGAUUAUGGCCGAUUCACCAAACCACAAGCACUUGCUGCAGCACCCUCUUAUCAGGGCCUUUCUGCGGCUCAAGUGGCACCGACUCUAUUGGUUUUAUUGGUUGAAUUGCGGAUUUUUCCUUUUCUUCACUUUGUCUUUCUUUCUCUUCGUUUUGAGCAUUGACUUCAAAAGCAUCAAUAGCGACGGCGAAUUCAUUCGCGAUGAAGAUAACUCGUCUAACAAAAGCAUCCCCAGCAAUGGAUUCCUUUACAAGCACCACAAUCUGUUUUGGGCAGUAACGUGGCUCCUUACCGGUUGUCUGGCCUUAAGGGAAAUUUUGCAACUGACAUUCCUUACGAAAAACUACAUAUACAAGUUGGAAAAUUGGAUGGAGAUGGCAUUGAUUGCCCUGACAUUUUGGCUCCUGACAUCACCUUUAAACAAAGCCCUCGCCUCUUUUCUGGCCCUUCUUGUGUCCAUGGAAAUGGUCCACCUGAUGAGUCGUCACCCGAGGCUUUCCACUUACAUCAACAUGUUUAUACAAGUGGCUCGUAAUUUCAUUAAGUUCCUGCUCUGGUACUUUUUCCUCAUAGUUGCGUUUGGCUUGUCGUUCUACAUAAUUUUCCCCAUGUGCCGCGGAGAAGAGUGCAAAUCCUUCUUCAACACUAUCCCCUACUCGAUUUUCAAGACAAUAGUCAUGAUAUCUGGCGAGUACGAGUCCGGCGAUCUCGAGUUCGACCACGUUUCCAUCGCAAGCCAUGUCAUUUUCAUCGCAUUUCUGUUCUUUAUUUCGAUCGUAAUGGUCAAUCUUCUCAAUGGAUUAGCCGUCAGCGACACGCAGCAGAUAAAAAACGAAGCCGAGACCAUUUUCUGUGUGUCGCAGGCUAAAUUUUUCGCUGAAAUAGAGACGACCCUAUUGGUGUCCUGCGGAAGCGAAAAGUCCUGCCCGUCAUUUUGCAGAUCGUUUGCGAGAACGAUGGGUGAAAAAAUUCUGCUGCUGGACAACCUGCUUGCCGAGCACGACAACAAAAUCACCGUGUACCUCAACAAGCAAAACGAAGUGAAACCUAACUUGACUUUCUGCGUGGACGACAACUGUUGUUGUGGCUGGAUGGCACUGCCAUACUGCUUACGAAAGAUUUGCAGCUCCUUCAACUCGAUUGUUAGCGAUGCCUUACAAGUGGCAAAUAAGUCUAAUGAAUUUGAUAGAAUCGACCAAAUACUGGCGAGUUUAAUCCGUUUGGAAAAAUUGUAUGAAAGCGAGAAAAGCUUCGUUAAGGUUGCGUAGAUGUUUUGUGUGAUACACACCGAUGUAAGAAUUAUUAAUUGAUAUUUUAAAUUUGUUGGAAGUGCACGAUGGAUUUAGAAAAAUGUAAAAUAUGAGGGUGUGAUAUUCAAAGCAGAUUAUAGCAUUCCCUUAUUAAUUGGAUAGAGAGCAAAUUAUAAUAAGACAGAAAAUUUGAUUAUUUAUUUUUAUUAUUUUAUUUUUAAAGUUUUCUUUAUUUAGUACCAAAUCCAGCACAUAAAAGUAUGAAUAUAAAAAAUUUGAUGCAUUUCAAAGGCUUUAAUUCCAUCCAAAUAUAGUCAAAAUUGCGAAAUUUGCAGUUUUACGAACUCUAUUUUAACAUGCUGGCCACAGCGUAAAAACUCACAAGAUUCAGUACACUGCUUCACGAGAUAUUUUAUUUUAAAAAGGGUGUGACGCAUUUAUAAUUUAAGCUCUUAAAAAUACUUUUGGGAAUACAAAACGGAUAAUUGCAUUUAUUAUUACUCCAAGUAUUGUGCUGCAUGUUUUCUAACUAGCGUGGAGUACACUAUAUGUGAAAAUUGAGAAUAUAAGAAUAUUUUAAAACAGAUCAAUAAAGUACCAUGACAAAAUUGA
This is a messenger RNA of Cloeon dipterum, 3728 nucleotides long. Its product is annotated as transient receptor potential cation channel protein painless-like. The record is from RefSeq and is a predicted model, not a curated record. Gene Ontology annotation, cellular component: membrane. The coding region runs from base 381 to 3134 and encodes 917 amino acids. NCBI's taxonomy places the organism in Eukaryota, Metazoa, Arthropoda, Insecta, Ephemeroptera, Baetidae. The transcript has 3 exons. Gene Ontology annotation, biological process: transmembrane transport; monoatomic ion transport. Gene Ontology annotation, molecular function: monoatomic ion channel activity; protein binding.